UAUGUGCGCCUGCCCUGCCAGCGCACAGGGUAGACAGACGAAGGAGAGGUGCACACUUAAACGGUGCUUCGGCGCAAAACCCCGGGUUAAUUUUUUUUUCUCCUUCGUUGUACUUUUCCCAAAUCACCCUUCAAGAUGGUAAAGGUGUCUUUCAGUUCCGCCCUCGCACAGAAAGAUGUGAAAAAGGACGCGGAGACACUCAUCCCCGAGGACGACAAAGACCCGGAGGUGGGUCUGCCAUUGCGUCAGCCGUCCAGGGCCUGGUGCUGGUGUAUGUGCCUGGGCCUGGCCAUCAUGCUGUCUGGAGUGGUGGUCGGAGGGGCAUACCUGUACCGCUACUACAUCCUGGAGGAUGCCCAGGUGUAUGUGUGUGGGUUGAAAUACCGCGAGGAGGACUUCAUGGGCCCAGAGGAAGAGGAGGUGGAGGUGGGCCUCCCGUCCCAGUUCCAAAUGCAGCAGCUGGAGGAGAGUAUCCGUGUCCUGGAGAGAGAGCAGGUGGAGCUAAUCAACGUCCCUGUACCUGAGUUCUACGACAGUGACCCGGCAGACAUAGUCCACGACUUCCACAGGAGGCUGACAGCCUACCUGGACCUGAGUCUUAACAAGUGCUAUGUGAUCCCUCUCAACACUUCCAUUGUCAUGCCUCCCAAAGACUUCCUGGAGCUGCUGGUUAACAUCAAGGCUGGCACCUACUUGCCUCAGUCCUACCUGGUCCAUGAAGAGAUGGUGGUGACUGAACGCCUGGAGCAUGUGGAUCAGCUUGGUUACUUCAUCCACAGUCUCUGUCGUGGCAAGGAGACCUACAAGCUGCAGCGCAGGGACAGGAUUCUUGGUAUACAGAAGCGCGAGGCCCUCAACUGCCAUAAGAUCCGCCACUUCAGCAGCAAGCAUGUAGUGGAGACCACUAUCUGUGAGCCCUAGAGGAGACCGCUUGGCACUGAUUUCAUCUGUCUUCACAACGGCUCUGUCGCUGGUGUGCAGUGAGUUUUUUUUUUUAUGUAUCCUGUUCUCGCUCGCCCUCCUUUUUGAAUUUUCUUUUAAUUAUCUUCUAUUUCAGGUAGUCUGAGUGUGUGGAUGAUAUGAAAUGUGAAACUGUUCAGUUAAUAUUCACUGAGUAUUUCAAAGUCUGAAAAAAGGUGAAGACUCAUGUAUUUCAGUUAUUUUCAGUAAGGGGGAAAUCACAUCUUGAGAAAUGAACACAAGUAGCUAACUUUUUAAAAAUCUGAUUUUGUUGAUUAUUUAAAAGUUAUUUAAAUAACAUUUCUAAUCAAAAUAAUUAUGCAAUGAUCAUUUUGUUUUAAUAGAUGUGAGUAUAUUACAGGGUCUGCCCUUUUGUUUCCAAUUUCAGAAAGAUAGUUUUUACACCCACAGAACCUAGUUUUGAAAUGGAUCUGUCUGUUUUUCUCUGCAUUUCAUUUGUCUGCUAUAGCUUCUCAACAUGUUCUUUCUUAACUGGAAAAUGAUCUUAAAAGAGGAGUGGGGAUGUGUUUCUCUUGUCCACGCUAUUGAUAUUUAGUUUGAAAACAACCUGGAUAAACUGGGUUGACUUUUUAAGACUUUUUAAAAAAAAACUCUUCUGUUAAUGAAAGAGUUGACAAGAAAACAUACACUUAUGUUAUUGUCUGUAAUCUUUUUUCACAGUAAUUCCUGUGAAAGUUUUUUUCUGAAUGUAUAAGUUUUUUUGAAAACUGCUUAUUGUACUAAUUUGUAAAUAUAAUCUCUGUAAAGCCAUGAUUAGACCAAUUCCACAAUAAAUCUUAAGUAAAUUUA
Lampris incognitus (smalleye Pacific opah) is the source of this 1770-nucleotide messenger RNA. Its product is annotated as integral membrane protein 2B-like. The transcript is spliced from 7 exons. Gene Ontology annotation, biological process: negative regulation of amyloid precursor protein biosynthetic process. The record is from RefSeq and is a predicted model, not a curated record. Gene Ontology annotation, molecular function: amyloid-beta binding. NCBI's taxonomy places the organism in Eukaryota, Metazoa, Chordata, Actinopteri, Lampriformes, Lampridae. Bases 136 to 921 code for a protein of 261 amino acids. Gene Ontology annotation, cellular component: extracellular exosome; Golgi apparatus; plasma membrane.